Messenger RNA from Colletotrichum truncatum, 1500 nucleotides. RefSeq lists its product as uncharacterized. Gene Ontology annotation, biological process: regulation of DNA-templated transcription. The record is from RefSeq and is a predicted model, not a curated record. Gene Ontology annotation, molecular function: zinc ion binding; DNA-binding transcription factor activity, RNA polymerase II-specific. Lineage: Eukaryota; Fungi; Ascomycota; Sordariomycetes; Glomerellales; Glomerellaceae.
AUGAUGUCUAGGCCAUUCGCCCGCAGCAGCGGUGGCUGUUGGACGUGCCGCAUCCGCCACCGAAAGUGCGAUGAGUGUUCCCCAGCGUGUAAAGAAUGCACAGAUCGACACAUCAAAUGUCACGGGUAUGGACCAGAGCCAGACUGGGUCAAGGAUUCAGUCAAGCUCCGAGCAGAAUUGCAGCGCAUUAAGCACGCUGUAAAACAGAAUUUCCGACAAACCCGGAAGCUGCAAGCUGCACGGAGUCCGCAGAGUGCCCUGAACGUCGCCGCGAAUACACUUAAAGAUGAUAAUGCAACUCCUUCGACGACCAACGACGAGUUCAGAGAAGCAGAACUGCUUAUGCAUUACCUCGACUACAUAUUUCCACUUCAAUAUGCAUAUUACGUCGACAAACCGGCUACUGGAGGCAGAGGCUGGCUAUUCUGGCUACUGUCGAAGAGAGGCCCAUUACGCCAUGCUGCCUUCACAUUAUCCGCCCUCCAUCAACACAGCACGUCCCAUAGCAAAACGGAAGCUAUGGAGUCAGAGCUCAUACGAUAUCAUACAAGCGCAAUGCAAGAGCUUCGGCAGGUUCUUAGUCACUGUGAGCCAGACGGAUUUGCAAACCACCCUGAGCACAGGGUCGAAUUCCUUACGUGCGGAACCUUCCUGAUCAGCUUUGAGAUCUUCCAAGGAGGAACGUCGAAGUGGGAGCCACAUCUCAAUGCUCUUGUGUCGGUUGCCAGUCAGAUAGAUCUUGGAACCGCUAGUGUAAUAGAUGUUCAUUCACCUGGAGCAGAACCAGGGCUGACAAGAAUGAUAAACGCCGCCACAAGGUUUCAUAUGGCGCAGCUACUGUGGUUUGAAUUAACAUCCUGCGUAGCCACUGGCAAAGCUCCCAAGUUACCUUAUCGAGAAUGGUUGGAUCUGGAGGAUUUAGAUAUGUCUUGUGUUAUGGGUAGCCAGAACUGGGCCAUGCUCGCUCUCGGUGAUGUUGCCGUGCUGGAAACGCAACUAAGAGAGAUGAGCCCCGGUAUUUUAGCGCAGCAAGUGUCGGGUAUAAUGCACAGACUUCGCCAUGGCAUCGAGGAUUUGAACAAAUAUGACCACGAGUCUCCGGCAGCCAUAGUAUGCCAAGCAGUCACCCGCGUUUACGCAACUGCCAUUUUCGUCCAACUUCAGACACUAUCAGCAACUGAUGAUGAGUUUGAAAAGGAGGUUUUUGAAGCAGUGGAGGAGGUGAUCGACGCCAUACAGAGGGUACCGAAAGGCAUAUCUCUAAGAGGAGUGACAUGGCCAUUGUGUGUGGCUGGGGCCCCGGCCAAAGAUGAACAACAACCAUUUUUCAGAAGUCUCCUCGAAGAAAUCCUUGAAAUAUCCGGCACCGGGUUCACAAAUUGUGGCACAGUACUUGAAAUAUUAAAAGAAAGCUGGAAGCAUCAAGAUGGGCACCGGCAUGAUAGACACGCUGCUAAAAGUGCGAUGGAGCGACUAGGAAUUAGCGCUUUACUGGUCUAA